UACACAGGAAACAAUCUGAGAAGCUGCGCGGCAAACACCCAAACAUGAUCAGUCAGAGGUACCCUGUGCAAGUGAGGCUCAUCGGGGUCAUGCAAAACAAAAAUAAUAAAAGAUUUAUGACAUCGGUCCUGUGGUCAGAUCAAAAUGACAUUAUUGUCUACAGAAAGUUUGAAGAUUUCAGAAAACUGCACAAGCAACUUCAGAAGCAGUUUCUCGUGGAGCGUGAAUUCGGCAGGAAGUCGGAGGGAGUUCUUCCAAAAUUUGAAGAUGUUCCUAAUAAAAGGCUGCGGAAGAAACCCCAUUGUAAAUCAAUGCUCAGGCUGAAAUUGCUGGAUAAGUACUUCACGGCACUGAUGGAACUGGAGCCCAAGAUCUCCCAGUGCAAUGACGUCAUCCAGUUCUUUAUACCGCAGAAUCAGGACUUGGAGCCUUCGUUUCCAAAAAACAGCAUUGUCAUCAUGCCAUCUGAAGUCGACCAGGAGGUUGCAGAAGUCAUGAACAAAGAUACAAAACGUCACAGUGCAGGGAGCAUCACAGAGCCUUUCGUCGCGGAAACAUACAUGUGUGUGGGCUCCUACGAGACAAAGGACACCAAGAACAGACCCUUUAAAGUCAACGUUGAGGAAACUGUAGAUGUUCUACUCAAAGACCCAGCAGGGUGGUGGCUGGUGGAAAAUGAGGAGAAGCAUAUUGCCUGGUUCCCAGCUCCGUAUCUGGAGAAAUGCUGUGACCCAGAGUAUGAUGAUACGACUGAUGGCAUUCCAGAAGAAGGAAUUCGGUACUAUUCAGCCAGAGCUUAUGAAGCCAAAAACAUGGACGAACUGUCACUAGACAUCAGGGUUGUUGUGGAAGUCCUCCAAAAGUCUGACAACGGCUGGUGGUUAAUUAGGUACAAUGGAAAAGCUGGAUACGUGCCUUCCAUGUAUCUCCAGCCCUACAAAAACCCUCACCAGAAAUUCCAGAUUCAAUCUAUGAAUCUAUACCGACCUGGAAGUCCCCCAGGAAACCUUCUCGCUGUUAAAAAUCUCAGCUGCUCUCAAACAUCACUCGAGCCUUGCCCAGUUGUCAAACGGAAGCUUCUGCCUUUGGACCGACACAAAUCAAGGUCUCUGAGCUUCCUUUCGCCCCCAGUGGUCACCAUCAAUGACCACGAUGCAGGCAGUUCCGCAAAGCUUCAAAGCAGGAUGGACAGCAUCAGCGACGAGAGUGAAGACAGUUUGAAUUUCAGCUACAGCUUCAGGUCCUCUAGAGAUUCCGCAGUGUCACCAAAAAGUGAUUUUCUCAGCGGGAGUCAAACAGACAUGGCAGAGCAGCCCCAGAGAAGCAGUAACACACCUGUAGUAAUCACACACAGGCGAGGUUCAGACUGUGUGGAUGUAGCUCAACAGUUACCCAGCAGGAACUCCGAUCCAAACCUAUUCAAGAGCUCUUCUAUGCCCAAGAUGCCUCCACGGCCCAAUGUUCGGGAAAUAUUGUCACGGUGCACGACAAUCACCAAGAAGACGGCAAUGAGAUUGAGCCCGGGUUCCAAACCCGCCGUGGUGCAAGAUCGUUAAGAGAGACUUUUCAGGAAUUUUAUUUAAAUGUGCAGCACAAACUGGAAGUAAAAAUAGUAGAAUUGUAUCUACUUUAUAUUUAACUUGUUUUUUGUUUUUUUUUUUAAAUUUAGUCGUCGCCAAUUAUUUUUACCCCGGUUUUCACCACAAUUUAGAAUGCCCAAUUAUUAUCUGUAUCCCCGGCUCACCGCUCGCAACCCGCCCGCCGACUCAGGAAACGGAGGCUGAAACACGCGUCCUCCGAAACGUGCUCCUUCCAAGCCGUCAUUUUUCGCACUGCAGAUCCACAGCAAUGCUACCAGACCUAUAGUGCCGGAGGACAACACAGAUCUGGCGGCUCCGCUGCAGAGCCACAGGCGCCCUAUCGGCCACAGGGGUCGCUGAUGCGCGGUGAGCCGUGGAGUCCCCUGCCGACCUAAGCCCACCCUACCCGGGCAGCGCUCAGCCAAUUGUGCGCCGCCCCCUAGGAACUCUCGGUCACGGUCAGCUGUGACAUAGCCUGGAUUCGAACCAGCGAUCUCCAGGCUAUAGGGCACAUCCUGCGAGGAGCGCCUUUACUGGAUGCGCCACUCGGGAGCCCUAUAAUAUUUAACUUGUAAUAUACACAAGACAUCCUUCUUGGCUUCAACCCCUAGUAACUUCAUUCUUAGCAGUAAUACGAGAAUGGAUGUAAUAAACUGCAUUGUAAGUUGAAUUUUUUUCAACGUUAUAUCAAAUAUUUUUAUUUUUAAAAUACAAAUACUUUAUCUGUACAGUGCAAAGUGCCGACACAGAGCGAAUCUUCAUCACUGAUCUAAAAAUAAACUAUUUUUAGAUCAGCAAGCUCCAUCUAUCAACAUGUGUCCGGUUUAUGAAACCAGACCGCUGCUAUUAAUAUAUCCCAGCUGCACCUCCAAAGCAGUACAAUGGGUUGUGCUGUGAUUAACGCAAGCGCUAGCUUCAACAUAUGUUGCCAAGUUUGUGUUUCUAAAAACAAACAAACAACAACAACAUUCAGUCAGGUGUCCAAACGAAUCUAGACGAGAGAGAGAGAGAGAGAGAGAGAG
Acipenser ruthenus (sterlet) is the source of this 2602-nucleotide messenger RNA. Its product is annotated as NADPH oxidase organizer 1-like. Gene Ontology annotation, biological process: proteasome-mediated ubiquitin-dependent protein catabolic process; protein targeting to vacuole; negative regulation of gluconeogenesis. The transcript is spliced from 8 exons. The coding region runs from base 45 to 1556 and encodes 503 amino acids. Gene Ontology annotation, cellular component: extrinsic component of membrane; GID complex. Gene Ontology annotation, molecular function: protein binding; superoxide-generating NADPH oxidase activator activity; phosphatidylinositol binding. NCBI's taxonomy places the organism in Eukaryota, Metazoa, Chordata, Actinopteri, Acipenseriformes, Acipenseridae. The record is from RefSeq and is a predicted model, not a curated record.